AUGGCAGCAAAAUACCAUCAGCUACACGACGAAGACCGCCCGAGACAAAAACAGCAGUUGGUCAUUCCACUCCUCCUCUUCAUCAUUGCCAUUCUUUCCAUCGUCCUUGUGGUGGUUUCAAUCUCUUUCACUGCACCAUCCAAUACCCCCCACACAUGCGGGCAUACCCGUACAGAAGCCCUCGCCCGCGGCUGCACCUGGGAUCAUCUCGUCAAAGCCUGGCUGCCGGCCGACUGUCCCCGCGUCGGCGAGAGGGAAUACCUCGCAGCGGCGAACAACACCGGAUGGAUCUUUUAUGACGACCCCAACACCAGGCAUCCGAUCGCCGAUAUUGCGCUCUAUGCGCCGCUGGACGAAUACGAGGCCGGCUUGGGCCGUGAGUUCAAGCUGUGGUAUACAACCGAGGGCGAGCAUCUCACGCACUGUGCAUAUAUGCUGAAACGGCUGGCCUACAGCGUGUCGAACCAGGCGCGGAUUGAUGAUCUCUCCCUCUCGUAUCCACAUUCUGUGCAUUGUCUGGAAUAUCUCCUGCGACAGGCCCGCUAUUCGCCUACAUGGGAUAACCUGACCACCGUGGGCAAUUCAUGGGUGGGAAGAUGUUGA
Messenger RNA from Penicilliopsis zonata CBS 506.65, 603 nucleotides. RefSeq lists its product as hypothetical. Lineage: Eukaryota; Fungi; Ascomycota; Eurotiomycetes; Eurotiales; Aspergillaceae. The transcript has a single exon. The coding region runs from base 1 to 603 and encodes 200 amino acids. The record is from RefSeq and is a predicted model, not a curated record.